Molecule: messenger RNA, 1134 nt
Organism: Centruroides sculpturatus (bark scorpion)
Lineage: Eukaryota; Metazoa; Arthropoda; Arachnida; Scorpiones; Buthidae
Exons: 1
Coding region: 34-606 (190 amino acids)
Source: RefSeq, a predicted model, not a curated record
AAAAUAUGUUUUAAUAAACCUAUCUAUGUGGGAAUGAGUAUAUUAGAUCUUUCGAAGCAUUUGAUGUAUGAUUUUCAUUAUAAUGUGAUGAAACCUAAAAACAGAGAUAGCAUAAAACCGUUAUAUCAGGAUACUGACAGUUAUAUAUAUGAUAUAAAAACAGAUGAUAUUUAUCAAGACAUGAAGGAAAUGAUUGAUUACUUUGAUACAUCCGAUUAUCCCGAGAAUAAUCAAUAUGGUAUACCGAGAGUUAAUAAGAAGGUGUUAGGUAAAAUGAAAGAUGAAAAUAAUGGAAAAAUAAUGAGAGAAUUUGUUGGUUUAAGAGCAAAAAUGUAUGCCUUAAAAGUAGAAGAUCAGGUUACAAAGAAAUCAAAAGGAGUAAAGAAAUGUGUUGUUAAAAAUAGGAUAUCAUUUGAUGAUUAUAAAGACUGCUUGUUUAAUAAAACAGAGCAUUCCCAAACAAUGAAUCUAAUUAGAAGCAAGAAACAUGAACUUUAUUCAAUAGAAGUUAACAAGAAGGUGUUAUCACCACAUGAUGAUAAGAGAUAUAUAUUGGAGGAUGGAAUUAACACAUUAGAAUUAGGACAUAAAUUUUUUCUUAUAUAAAUGGACAUAACAAUAAAGAGCUGUUGAUUGGGAUGGUUUUUCUAAACGAGAGAAUUUAACAGAAUAUCUAAUAAGAGAUUUUAAAGAUGAAGUUAAUUGGGAUUCAAUAUCUCAUAAUCAAAAAUCAUCUGAAUUUUUUAUUAAUGAAUUUAAAGAUAGAGUUAACUGGAAAAAAAUAUCAGAAAAUCAAAUUCUCUCCGAAAAUUUUAUAAGACAACAUGAUGAUAAGGUUAAUUGGAAACUCAUCUCUACUCAUCAAAUAUUAUCUUCAGAUUUAUCUUUUUUUUUAAUUCUUGAAGUUAGACUAUUUACAAAAAUAUAUUAACAUUUUCAAGUCUAUCAUUAAAUCCUUUUACACAAACCACAGAAGACACAGUUACAUUGGUUAGAAGAUAAAACUUCUUUAAAAGACAAAUAAUAAAAGGUAAAAAUUCACAAUUAAAAAUGAUCAAACGCCAGCCUUUUAUUGUAGGAUCUGACGUUUUUAACAUUAAAAACAUAAGAACCUUCUCACCAACUAUCAAGUCC